CCUCGUUUCAUAAACAACGAGAGAUAGAGGCGUUUAGGCGUCACAGCUCCGCAUUAUUAUUUCUCGGCACACAGCAGUCUCCUUGACUCCCCUCCAGCCUUCUGCCACCUCUCUCAUGGGGAACCGGAGCUGACCUUUUGCCAGGAUGGAGGUAGCCCCGUCUGGCUCGCUGAGGCUCUCGGAACCUCACAGGAGGGGGACGCCUCUGCCCCUGAGCCAGCUGGUGGAGGAAACCAGAAGCAGAGCCAGCAUCCCCAAUCAUCUGCUGGAAACAAAAAUCUACGCCAAACUGAAGAGCAACAGUCAGAUCCAAGCAGACCCUGCAGAGCUCCAUUUCACCAGCUUUGAUUUGGGAAAGAAUUACACUAAGAUCCUGAAAUUAAUCAACAUCUCAUCUGAAGUGAUUAAUAUUCAUAUAAUUCCAACCCUGACAAAGUAUUUCCAUACAACUUACACCAAAAAGUGUCGGCUCAUCCCAGGCCUCUCCUACACCCUGAAGGUUGUCUUCUGCCCAGACGAGUGGCGCUACUUCUACGACUGCAUCCGUGUUCACUGCAAGGGGGAGGAGAACCUGUUAAUUCCAGUUCAUGCUUACCCUGUCAUCGAUGACCUGCACAUCCCUCCUCGCAUCGACCUGCCAGCUGUACCGCUCGGACAAAGUGUUCAUCAUUCAAUUCCCAUGAGAUGUAGCUGUCCAAUUGACUUUGAGUUUGAAGUGUUCAUCAUUCAGCCACACCAAGCCUUCUCCAUCCACCCCCUCAAAGGUGUGAUUCCAGCCAAUGGAGAAGCGACGCUCACCGUGAUUUUCUGUCCUCUCCAGUAUGAGACGUCUCAGUUCACCUUUCAGCUGGUUGUCUCACAAUUCAACACCAAGCCCUACCUGUGCACUGUCAGCGGGAGCUCAGCCCCUCAUUUAGCACGCAGCCAUUUGGACCGAAAAGCAGACGAUGGUGCUUCAGCUCCUGCAGAACACAAAGGACGUCCAGCUCCUGCCUACAGAGCUCCUGGAAGUAAAGGCAGGCGGAGUUCAAACAAGGAGGCUGACAAAUCAAAGACAUUUAAAGAUAAGGUGGGCGCUAAGCAUGGCCAACCACCUUCAAUGGAUGCCUGUACGCCUGCAGGGGUGGCAAAGAUGCUUAUCAAAGACAUCAAUAAACUCAACACAAAAGCCUUAUCCUGUGGCAGUAUGAAAGUGAAGCAAAGCAGGCAGAUGAAAGAGGCUCUCUUCAUGAAAAAGGUUCAAGAAACUGCGAAUGAGGAACAAGAAAACCAGCUCAGAUGGCAGGUUCAUCCAGGUAUGGAGCCAGUGUCAGAGCAAAGGCAGAGGCAGAUACUGGAGGACAGAGAGUCGGCUCUGCAUGAAUACAAGGUCCAAAAGGAGGAUGAGAGGCAAGAUGAAGACAUCGCUCCUGAACAAACCAAGCUUUCCUCCAGUCGGAUGCUUCAUGAUGCAAAACAGGAUCCAGACGGAGAACCAGUCUUCCAGCUGCACAUCGAUAUUAACUUGGAACUGAGACAGAGAGCCCUCACACUUUUUCAGCAGGCAGCUCGAAAGGUUGUGAUUCGAGGCCGGAUGCAGUGCAGACUGACCUUGUUGAAGAAACUGGCUGAUGUUAAGGAUAAAACAUGUGAUUUAUUGUCUCCUGACAACAUAUUACCACCGUUCCCCACUGAGAACAAUCCCAUGGCUCUCAGGAAUUUGGUGGCGUUGCCUGUGGAUCCUAUUGAUGUGACGGUGACAGCACACAUUCCUUUCUUCAAGCUCCAGGUUCCCCAGCACUAUCAGCUCAUGGCUUACUGGCGUGUGUCUGCUUGGGAAGCUUUUAACUCCUGUAUACCCACAACACUGGCCAGACCUCUUCGUGCUGGAGCUCCGGAAGCACAGGAGCCUGUUGAAGACAAAGAUGAAAUUAUUGGAACGAAGAACGUUAAAGUUGAGCUGAAUGAAGAGGAGCCUGUAGCAGCAAAGGAGACUGUUGCAUUAUCCUUCAGCGCUCCUGCAGAUCUGCUCAGGCCUGUUCCUGCAAACCCUCUCAGGAUCUUUAAUCCAGCCCCGGGUCUUCGGACUUAUAAACCAAAGCCCAAAUAUCUGGAGAGCGACUUGGAGAUUCACCUCUGUCCCCUGCAGAGGUAUGAAGUCUUUAAGAGCAGCUCUUCUGGCUUCACGACACGCCCUCCACAACCUCAGUUUCUCCAUCAUGAGGAAGUGAUUGUAAAAUGGAGGAAAUCAGAUUCAAACUCUUUAUUUUCCGACUCCAACUCACUCCCCACCAGUUCUCCUCGAAGGUCCGUGGAUUACAACACAGACAUCCUCCCUCUCUCUGCACCUCCUGCUGCCUUCCCUGAUGAGCCUCCUGCUCUGCCAGAGUCCUGGUGUGAAGAUUCGGGGAUCCAGCUGACACCAGAGAUGAUCAGAGCCGAGUUCCUCGUGAGGAAAGCUCCUGUCUCCAAUAGCAACCUCCCCGCACCAAAAAGGCCAGCCUGGAUGUGACCCCAAGGUCUGAGAUCAACCAGACGCAAACAUGACAGAUGGCCAGACUGAAGAAGCUUGAAGGAGAGGAACGUGAAUAGGCAAUACCACUGCGCACACACACACAUCCUCUUCAGGAAUAAACACUACUGCUUUCCUCCGGAGGCACAUUAUUCAGCAGCCAUCCUACUCAACCCCAUGCAAGACUCUCCUUUGUCUGUUUUUGCAACUUCUGUGAAAUGGAACCUAGUUAGUUUCUCGCCCACCUGUAAAGCUUCUUCCUGCCCACUCAAAAUUGCCUAUAAGCCUCCCUUCUGAGCUCUCAGAAAGGCUGGGACUGUGUUUUCCCUCCACCUACCUCAUCCGUAUCGGUGUGCAGCAGAGAAUCCGCCACAGUAUGUUCCUAAAAGCUGCACUUCAUCUCUGACAGCAUGGUUUUGGUAUUGACUGGACUGUUACUGAUUUAAAUGCAAAUGAAAGCCAAAGAAUUUCACUCUCUCUGUAGGUCUGACAAUGAGUCCUAAUUGAGGUUUUGUGUAUUGAGACGAUUCAGCUUUUAAUUUGCCCUGCAGCUCGCUGAUUUGCAGCCAUCCGGGGACUGAGUAUUACUCCAUCGUUAAUUAGAGACAUCAGUUUAACAUUCACACUUAUGCGGUUGUAAGAAAAAAAGAAAAAAAAAGGAAAAAGGA
This is a messenger RNA of Cyprinodon tularosa, 3159 nucleotides long. It is a transcript of the gene cfap221, whose product is annotated as cilia and flagella associated protein 221. Gene Ontology annotation, biological process: cilium movement; cilium assembly. Gene Ontology annotation, cellular component: cilium. Lineage: Eukaryota; Metazoa; Chordata; Actinopteri; Cyprinodontiformes; Cyprinodontidae. The coding region runs from base 146 to 2491 and encodes 781 amino acids. The transcript has 25 exons. The record is from RefSeq and is a predicted model, not a curated record.